UCUCGAGUGUUGUCUACGAACUAACAGCAAAAAUGUCUAAAUGUCUAAAAGAGUACGAAAUCGAUGUCGUAAGUAACGAGGAGGAUUUCGAUGAGGACAACACCGAUGAUGACGAGGACAACACCGAUGAUGACGAGGACCACACCGAUGAUAACGAUGAGAAUAACGACGAAAAUAACGAGGGAAAUAACGACGAAAAUGACGAUGAAAAUAACGACGAGGAUAACAAUGAAAAUAUCGAUGAAGAUAUCGACGAUGGGGAUGAAGACAUCGAUGGAGACGAUUUUCAGACAUAUUCUAAUAACGCUCAGAAUUUCAAGGCAAAGAAAAGAGCACAUCACAAUGCGUUAGAACGGAAACGUCGAGAUAACAUCAAAACCUGUUUCCUGAAUCUCAGGGGCACAUUGCCCGCAUUGCGAAAGAAAAGAGGUGUGAGUAGGUCGCAAACUUUGGACGCGGCAAUCACGUUUGGACAGACCAUGCCUGGAAUUGUACAACGGGAUAUGCAACGCCUCGGGAAUAAGAAGGUGGAAUGUCUUUCCAUAAUAGCUAAACUUCGUAUGUUGAGAGAAGCAAUGAGAAGAGGUGACUUCUUCAAUGAGGAGUUGCUAAAUAUGGAUAGCCCAUUCAUAGAAGAGGAGAUAGAUUUGGAUGAAUCUGACCCGGAAUCGAGUCUCUCGGACCUCACCGAUAAGGAAAUGGAGAUUCAAGAUAUAAAAUACUAGAUAAAUAUUGGCGACUAAUAUUGUAGAAGUAUAUUUCAUGUUAUCGUCUUCCAUUUUUGUAAAAUAAUUUUAUGUAUAGUAGAAUCUCCAUAGAUAAUUUCCAUUAAAAAGCAAACAUUAUGGAAUACUAUUUUGUAGUAUGAAAGAAUCAAUUUUGAUGUAUUUUUUUAAUUAAGGCAAAAUGAUAUUGCUCUUUGACUCCCCAUCCUUGGUCUAAAAAGUGAAAUGGAGUAAUUACGAUAUGCAGAGUGUCCCAAAAUAAGCGCAUGUUGAUCAAGUACGUUGGAGGAUUGAACAAUCGGAUGUUAUUUAUAGUUGCAUAAUAAUUAAAACUAUUUACAAAAAGA
Ooceraea biroi (clonal raider ant) is the source of this 1072-nucleotide messenger RNA. Its product is annotated as protein max. Gene Ontology annotation, cellular component: RNA polymerase II transcription regulator complex. Lineage: Eukaryota; Metazoa; Arthropoda; Insecta; Hymenoptera; Formicidae. Gene Ontology annotation, biological process: positive regulation of transcription by RNA polymerase II. The record is from RefSeq and is a predicted model, not a curated record. Gene Ontology annotation, molecular function: protein dimerization activity; DNA-binding transcription factor activity.